Pseudophryne corroboree (corroboree frog) is the source of this 3412-nucleotide messenger RNA. RefSeq names its product component of inhibitor of nuclear factor kappa B kinase complex (gene CHUK). The transcript is spliced from 21 exons. Gene Ontology annotation, molecular function: IkappaB kinase activity; ATP binding. Bases 85 to 2313 code for a protein of 742 amino acids. The record is from RefSeq and is a predicted model, not a curated record. Gene Ontology annotation, biological process: tumor necrosis factor-mediated signaling pathway; positive regulation of transcription by RNA polymerase II; peptidyl-serine phosphorylation. Gene Ontology annotation, cellular component: IkappaB kinase complex; cytoplasm. NCBI's taxonomy places the organism in Eukaryota, Metazoa, Chordata, Amphibia, Anura, Myobatrachidae.
CAGGUGUGGUGACAGCCAGGUGACCGGAAGCAGUGGUGAGGGGCGGGUGUCAACGGGUCUGUUGCUGCUUUUUGGUCUUCUAUCAUGGAGAGACCUCCUGUGCAGCAGGGGGUCGUGUGCGGUCCAUGGGACAUGAAGGACCGGCUUGGCACCGGAGGCUUUGGGAACGUGUGUCUUUACCAAAACAGGGAGACUGGAGAACUGAUAGCCAUCAAGUCAUGCCGCCUGGAGCUGAGUGUAAAGAACAAGGACAGAUGGUGUCAGGAGAUUCAGAUAAUGAAAAGGUUAAAUCAUCCUAAUGUUGUGAAAGCAUACCAGGUGCCACCAGAGAUGGAUUUCAUGGUGAAUGCUGUUCCACAUUUGGCAAUGGAGUAUUGCUCUGGAGGAGACCUACGUAAGCUUUUGAACAAGCCAGAAAAUUGCUGUGGGUUAAAAGAAAGUCAAGUUCUGAAUAUAUUAAGUGACAUAGGUUCUGGAAUUCAGUAUCUACACGAGAAUCGAAUCAUACACAGAGACUUGAAGCCAGAAAAUAUUGUGCUGCAAGACUGUAAUGGGAAGACUGUACACAAAAUUAUAGACUUGGGAUAUGCCAAGGACCUUGAUCAGGGAAGCUUAUGUACAUCAUUUGUAGGAACCCUGCAAUACCUGGCUCCAGAGCUGUUUGAAAACAAGCCGUACACCUCAACUGUGGAUUACUGGAGUUUUGGUACCAUGGUUUUCGAGUGCAUAUCUGGCUUCAGACCAUUCCUACAUAACAUGCAGCCGUUCACCUGGCAUGAGAAAAUUAAAAAGAAGGAUCCUAAGCACAUAUAUGCUUAUGAGGAGAUGUCAGGGGAAAUUCGAUUCAGCACACAUUUGCCACAGCCCAAUAACCUGUGCAGCAUCAUGGUAGACCAGUUGGAGACAUGGUUACAGUUCGUACUAAACUGGGACCCCCAGCAACGUGGUGGAGGGAUAGAUCACCACACUGGUCGUCCACGGUGCUUUGUGUUGAUGGAUCAUAUUCUGAAUCUGAAGAUUGUGCACAUUCUGAACAUGACUUCUGCUAAGAUCCUGUCCUUCCUCCUGCAACCUGAGGAAAGCCUGCACUCCCUGCAAUCUCGCGUUGAAAGAGAGACUGGAAUCGGCACCUGCAACCAAGAACUGCUGCUAGAAAUGGGGGUGUCCCUUGAUCCCAGAAAGCCUGCCUCCCAAUGUGUGAUCGAUGGAGUGAGAGGUUGGGACAGUUACAUGGUGUAUUUGUUUGAUAAAAGCAAGGCCACUUAUGAAGGACCCUUUCAGCCAAGAAACCUUUCUGAAUGUGUUAAUUACAUUGUGCAGGAUAGCAAAGCCCAGCUUUCCAUACUGCAGCUGCGUAAGGUGUGGGCCGAAGCUGUGCAUUAUGUCUCUGGCCUUAAGGAGGACUACAUCCGGCUUUUUCAGGGCCAAAGAGCUGCCAUGCUUAGUCUACUGCGCUACAAUACCAACCUCACAAAGAUGAAAAAUACAAUGGUAUCCGCCUCUCAGCAACUUGACGCGAAGCUGCAGUUCUUUAAAAAAAGCAUAGAGAUCGACCUAGAACGCUACAGCGACCAGAUGGCCUAUGGAAUCUCUUCUGAGAAGAUGCUGAGAGCCUGGAAGGAGAAGGAGGAUCGAGCAGUAGACUGUGCAAAGGCCGGGCAGAUUUCCUUUCUGGACGAACAGAUUAUGGGACUCCACAGCGAGAUUGUUGAACUGCAGAGGAGUCCAUUUGCUCGUAGACAAGGAGAUGUCAUGGAGCACCUGGAGCAGAAGGCCAUAGAACUGUACAAGCAGUUGAAGCCACGCUCUCCAGAUAAUGCCUACAGUGAUAGUACGGAGAUGGUGAAAACAAUUGUGCUGACUGUGCAAGGACAGGAUAAAGUUCUCAGAGAGCUGUUUGGUCACUUAAGCCGGCUCCUAGGCUGCAAGCAGAAAAUAAUUGACCUAUUACCCCGAAUUGAGAUGACUGUGAAUAAUAUAAAGGAAGCUGACAGCACGCUCAUGCAGAUGCAGGCCAAACGGCAGAGAGAGAUCUGGCACCUUUUGAAAAUUGCAUGUAACUCUGCACGCUCAUUGGGAUCCACCAAUUUAGAAAACACAAGUACACCUCAAACAUCAGGCUGGUCCGAUCCAAAUUCUCCACAGGCUCUCUCCUCCAUGCUGAUCCCAAAGGACAAGAGCAGAGAGACCUUUAAGCACACUAUAGAGGAUAACCUGUUUUACCAAAAGCAGCUGAGUACUGUGAUUAUUGAGAGCACGAUGGAACAGCAAAGAAGUAUAGUGAACUUGGAUUGGAGCUGGCUGCAACAGUGAUGACUGAAGAUGAAGGCAUGGUUUCUUGUUCCUCUCAAUAUUACAGCAUAUUCCUUUGUUAAAAGCAAGUAAUGUUGGCCUUGCUUAUAUCCCCCUCUAUAUUCUCCCAUCAAUCUUUUCUCUACCACUCGCAUGUGAGCAUGGGUCGAGAAAAGAUCAUAAUAUGCCCUAUUCACACAGAUAUAACAUAUUGGGGGGUAUCCAGUUAGUCGCGAUAAAGCUAUCCGUGAUCACGACUAAGGUUAUCGCACUGAUCUUCUGAAAAAUCAGCUUAUCGCAGCCUGUGCGCUCCCGUUUAUCGCACCUAUCCUAUUCCAAAAUGGCAAUAACUGGAUUUGUGAGAUAAUUCUAGCCGGCAAGAUAAGUAUAGGAGAAAAUGGAGAUAUCUGCCUGUACCCCCAAAAAAGCCAAAUUAAUAUAGGAACCCAUUAUAGAAGUCUAUUAGUGGCCAUAAAAAAUAUUUAGUGUCAUUAAAUGGGGGCUGUUAUAUGCAUUUUUGUAAAAAUGUGAAAAAAAAUGAUAGAACUACGGCAUCGAGGCUAAUUGGAUACCCCCUUUAUGUUUUAAGUUAGCACCACUGACAUGUUAAACGUUUUGUAAGGAAAUGAGAAUUGAUGAAAGGUCAUGCCCUCAAUUUUUCCGUAAGUGUGAGAUUCUAUUUUCUAGGGGGUGUAGUAUGUUAUACCGGCGCUUGGGAUACCGGCGCCCAGCAUACCGCUGCCGGGAUCCCGACCGCCGGCAUACAGGCAGUGGGGUGAGUGCAAAAGAGCCCCUUGCGGGAUCGCUGUGCUUUCCACGCUGCAUGUAUGGUGGCGCACUACGCUAUUUACUCUCCCUCCAGGGUGUCGUGGACACCCCAAGUGGGAGAAUAGUUGUCAGUAUGCCGGCUGUUGGGAUUCCGGCGUCAGUAUGGUGAGCGCCGGGAUCCUAACGGCCGGCAUAUCAAAUGCCUCCCUUUGCUAGGUGUAACUCCAGUUUUAGUGUUUCAAUUUUAUGGAAGGUUGUUCUUACUAGUGCAAUACUCAUAUUUCCUCUAAGAGGAAACAGAAGUCCACAAAUGUAACAUUGUUUUGUUUUUUUAAUUAAAUUCAUAUCUUUA